GGCCGGCCGAUCGAACGCCUUCGGCGGCGCCGCCAUGCAGCCGCCUCCGACCCCGCACGGCAGCGCGCGCCAGCUCACGUGGCUCGUGACGCCAGCGCUCGUCUCUGUCGUCGGGCACGUCAUAUUUGCGCUGCUCCUCACCCUCAAGUGGAAGGCGUUUGAGGAGCGCUACGCGGGUGGGCGGCUCGCACCGCAACACACGGCUCGGCCACUGGAACGCGCUCACGCAGACCGUGCUCUCGAUCAUCUUCAAGAUCAACUUGCUCCUCCGCCUCGAGUCGGGGAGAGGCUCGUGGUGCCGCGCGUUCUGGCCAGUCUACGCCGGCGCCGGGCUGCAGGCCAUGUUCCACUUUGCGAAGGAGCCCGACGUCCGCAACCGGCGCCCCGGCUUCCCCUUCUCCGCGCUGCAUGUGCUCUGGAUGGUUGUCUCCUUCAAGCUGGACGGCGUACAACUACGACCGCGUCACGUGGGCGUCGCUCUUCUGGCCCGUCUACCUCUUCGGUGCGCUGCUCGGCUUCACGCUGUGCUUCGCCGCCUGCUGCGGGCUGCCGAUGCUGCUGCGCCGCUGCGUGGUCACGCCGCUGGCGGCGCUGCUCCUCUUCCUCUUCUCGCUGACCGUCGCGCUGUUUGUGCCCGCCCUCACUUUCCUGGUGCGGCUGACGGCGUGGCUGGACGGCGACCGGCUGAUCUCCGCGGAGGCGAUUAUGCUGCCCUACAUCACCGCCCUGCUGCUGCUGCUCACCGUGAUGACCGGCGCCGUCUUCUUCAUGGCCGUCUCCCUCUCCCGCCGCGCCGUCCGCGCCGCCACCGACGCUGAUGCGGACGACGAGCCGCCGCUCGAGGACCUCCCUUGGAUGUUCGUCCGCGAGUCGUCGACGCUCUUCCGCGUCGUGCAGGGGCCGCUCGAGCGCCAGUUCGCACCGCCGGAGCACUCGGCCUGCUUGGUCGCGCCGUGCGAGCAGCGGUCGCAGGAGGCGUGCGCCGACGACGACGACGAAGCCGAGCUCGGUCGAGCUGCUCCCCGCUGCGCGCCGUCGCCGCCGCCGCCGCCGGAUCCGCCCCUACCUGCAGCGCCGCUCUCCGCGGAGUCGGCGGAUGCGGCGGCAGCCGCGACUGCCUCGGCCAUGCCCGCCUCCGCCGCCUCCGCCUCCGCCUCCGCCUCCGCCUCCGCCUCCGCGCCGCUGCUCUCCGCUUCGUGCGGCGAGCUCUCGAACGAGGUUGCAAUCUCGUCGGGCCAGAUUGCAAUCUCGAUCGACGACCAGCCGCUCUCGGCGCGAGGCGCGGACGCGGCGCUGUUCGGAGGCGCUCCCCUCCUCGGCGGAGGCGGCGCGGGCAGCGGCGGCGGGGGGGCGGUGGCGUUAAGCGAGUCGAGGAGCGAGGCGGGGUCUGCGGAUGGCGGCUCCGGCUCCGGCUCCGAGACGGGGGGCGACCACUGCUGGAUCUGUUUCACGGGGCCGCGCGAGGCGGUGCUGCUGCACUGCGGGCACGGAGGCAUCUGCUACGCGUGCGCCGAGCGGUGCUGGAAGCUGCGGCCGCGCGUCUGCCCGCUCUGCCGCGAGAGAGUCGCCGGCAUCGCGCGGGUUGCGCCAAACCCCGCGCACCCGAAGCUGUACGUCACGCAGAGGUGACGGUACGCCACGCAGAGGUGGCGGUACGCCACGCAGAGGUGUCGGUACGUCACGCAGAGGUGACGUCUCCGGGCGGCGGUCUUGGGGAGGCGACACUCGGUGCCGGCCGCUGCGACCCCCUCGACCUCUACUCUUGCACUUUGCGCGCGCGCGCGCUCUCUCUACGUUUGCCGCGGGUGGCGGCGAGCGCUUUUGCCCCGCCCUGUCUCCGGCCGCCACGGCCGCCAUGUCCGCGGCGUGUCUCCUCUUUGGCAUCGCUCUUCUGGUGCUCCCCUUCCCUGAACCCCCCCUCCUUUUGUGGCUGUGUGCUGGCUUGUGCUAUCUCGCGCCGCUGCAGGCGCCGGCUGUCGGUUGGAGGCGGCGGGGCGAGUUGCUACGGCAGAAACGCCGAGGCGAUCCCCCGCCGCCAUCGCGUGCCCGCUGUCAGUGUCCCCCUAUCCAGACGUACCGGCUACCGCGCAAUGUGCGACCAUUGCGCGCGUCGAGGGCCGGCGUGGCGCGUAAAUACCUUUUCUAAUAAGACGGUGUAAGCUAAA
Molecule: messenger RNA, 2165 nt
Organism: Emiliania huxleyi CCMP1516
Lineage: Eukaryota; Haptophyta; Isochrysidales; Noelaerhabdaceae
Exons: 9
Coding region: 409-1629 (406 amino acids)
Source: RefSeq, a predicted model, not a curated record